Molecule: messenger RNA, 1608 nt
Organism: Ceratitis capitata (Mediterranean fruit fly)
Lineage: Eukaryota; Metazoa; Arthropoda; Insecta; Diptera; Tephritidae
Gene: Spag1
Product: sperm-associated antigen 1
Exons: 5
Coding region: 83-1549 (488 amino acids)
Cellular component (GO): cytosol; mitochondrion
Molecular function (GO): heat shock protein binding
Source: RefSeq, a predicted model, not a curated record
AAUUCUCAAAGAAAAAAAUAAUAAUUUCAGAUAAACCCAACAUUUCAUAGCAAUAUUGCUACAAAUACAUGCAGAUCACACCAUGGAGGGUAGAGAGGCCAAAAGGAAACUCAUAGAGAAGUUUGAAAUACCCAUAAACCAUUUGGAUUUCGCUUAUAUUGGCGAUUGUGCGGAUGCACGCGAAAUGGAAAAAAUCGUACAAAUCUUACGCUCCGGCGAGGAGGGUUACUUUCCCGAUCUCACGGCAUGUGCAGAGAACAAAUUACGCGAGCUGAAGCCCAACAGUCGGCUUUUUCGCUACGAAGAAAAGCUGCAAGGCCGUGAAGCGCUCUCUAGCCACGAAUGGAAGCCGAUUUUCGAUUGGACGAAUAAUAUAAAAGCGAAGGAUAGUGUAUUGGCAACGGCUGCUGAGAAGAUGGCACAAAUCGAACUGGGCGUGCCGCCUGUGCGUAAAAGUGGCACUAUUAAGCAAACCGAUGAAAAGAAGGAGCCGCAAAAUAUUGAAGCAUCAACUGAAGCAACGAAAACUGCUGAGGAGAGCACAGGCAAGCCCAUUAAAUCAACAGAUUACCGUAAAUGGGAUAAAUACGAUGCGGAUGAGGAAUGUUUACGCAUGGAACUGGCUGAGGAACGCGUAAAGGAAGACGUAGAACGUAAGAAUCGCCUCAACAAACAAAAAUCAAAACUGCAAACACUCAACGAAUUUCCCGGAGAUGGUCCGCUAAGUGAAGAAAUGACGAGCAAACUCACCGAAGUCGAGCGCGAACGUAUUGCGGAAGAUUAUCGAUUGCGCGGCAACGAUUAUUUUCGAGCUAAAGAAUAUGAAAAUGCCAUCAACGAGUACACUCGCUCGAUAACUGUGUGUGGGUCUAAAGCAGCGGCCGCCUACAAUAAUCGUGCCGCGGCAAAAAUAAAGCUAAAACGGUAUUCCGAAGCUAUCAAAGAUUGUGAGCAAUGCCUCCAAAUAGAGCCAGAAAACUUAAAGGCGCGUUUAAGAUUAGCAGACGCCACCAAUGCCAAUGGAGAGAGGCAGGAGUCUUAUAUUCUUUAUAUGAAAGUAUUAGAACUGGAACCGAAUAAUGCUGCAGCUUUGAAAGCCAUAGAAGAUUUGAAGAACACAUUGGGUGAGCUACCACCCCUCACUGCAACUCGUCUGCAAAUCGUAGAGGAUAGUCCAAAUAAGAUUGGGAAACAAGAAAAGAAGAGAGAGUUCAAUGCAAAAACGGUAGAGAAACUAAUCGGCGAAAACAAUGAAAUGAAAAAGUCGGACAAGAAAGAGUCAACAAGCAUUGCGGCAACGAACCCACCAAGAACCAACAAACCAAAAGAUUAUGAUUUAUCGGACUUGAUUAAACCAAAUCGUUUAGUCAAAAAUAAAUUCGUCAACGCCGCAGCGGCAUUGAGCAACAUGAAGAGCGCAAAAGUUGCCAAGCAGAAGCCGCCAGCAGCCGCAGUUGAAACAUCAGCAUCGCCAGGAGUUUCCCCAGAGUUAAGGUUGCCGAAUGAUGAUGCUAAAACGGGUGGAAAAAUUUUGAUCCAAGAGAUUUAAAAAGAAAAAAUAUUUCUACUCACUGCUUAGUUCCGGCGCUUAUAAAUUUAAAUUGAAUA